GAAGGGGCGGGGCCAAAACUGCGCGCCCAAUCGGGGCGACGGCUAGUCUUGCCGGGCGACUCGUGGGGUAACUUGCUUUUCGGAACCUGCGGUAUGGCGUCUGGCUGCAAAAUUGGCCCGUCCAUCCUCAACAGCGACCUGGCCAAUUUAGGGGCCGAGUGCCUCCGGAUGCUAGACUCUGGGGCCGAUUAUCUGCACCUGGAUGUAAUGGACGGGCAUUUUGUUCCCAACAUCACCUUUGGUCACCCUGUGGUAGAAAGCCUUCGAAAGCAGCUAGGCCAGGACCCUUUCUUUGACAUGCACAUGAUGGUGUCCAAGCCAGAACAGUGGGUAAAGCCAAUGGCUAUCGCAGGAGCCAAUCAGUACACCUUUCAUCUCGAGGCUACUGAGAACCCAGGGGCUUUGAUUAAAGACAUUCGGGAGAAUGGGAUGAAGGUUGGCCUUGCCAUCAAACCAGGAACCUCAGUUGAGUAUUUGGCACCAUGGGCUAAUCAAAUAGAUAUGGCCUUGGUUAUGACAGUGGAACCGGGGUUUGGAGGGCAGAAAUUUAUGGAAGAUAUGAUGCCAAAGGUUCACUGGUUGAGGACCCAGUUCCCAUCUUUGGAUAUAGAGGUCGAUGGUGGAGUAGGUCCUGACACUGUCCAUAAGUGUGCAGAGGCAGGAGCUAACAUGAUUGUGUCUGGCAGUGCUAUUAUGAGGAGUGAAGACCCCAGAUCUGUGAUCAACCUAUUAAGAAAUGUUUGCUCAGAAGCUGCUCAGAAACGUUCUCUUGAUCGAUGAAACUAUAAUGAGCCCAAUGUUUCUGUUCAUGAAAUCUCCCUUUUAUUGGCAAACAGGAAUAUUGACGACCAAAUCAUAAUGCAAGUGAAGCAGUACUGCUUUUUUGAGCAGUUAUUCAUUCCAGUGAUUAAAAUUGGUUGUGCAGAAUUGUCUGAAAGGUUAGAAAUUGGUGUGUAUAACUACAUUUUUAGUGAUGCAAUUUAAUGAUUAGUAAGAUACUGUUUUUAUUGAGAGACUUGAUUUUUAUAAAGAGUAAAACUAUGGCUGCAUUAAGGUUACAAACAGAAAAGUGUCUUAAUGCCUAAUGAGGGCAUAUUAGCUACACUAUAAAAACAAAUUUUUUCUUUAUUUCUCAAAAGCAUUUUGUUGUUUCUCAGCUAUUUUCCAAAAGCAGAGGAAGUCUUUAUGGUUUUCAUGUUAUUUGUGAUUUGUUUAUAUGCUUGGAAAUACAAGUUGAAUAGAAUUUUAAGAUAUAAAUUUUGGUGGUAUGGCAUACCAUAUUACUGGUUCUCAAAAUUUAUCACUUUUCACCUUACACUUGAUGUGUAAAAACUAUGAAAACAAUGUGUGAAACCCAGGGGUUCUAAAAUACAAGCAUAGAUUUUAUCAGGGUGUUUGUCAAAGCAGGUUAUUCAGUGAUUCCUCCCCACCAUUUUUAAGGUCGUUAAAUAAUGCUGUUGUGUUACCUCUGAGUAGAAAGGAAAAGUAAAGCCUCUGUUUGGAAGUAAUAUUGGGUUGAAUUCUGACUCUGCCCCUUUCUAGCUGGACCUUUAACAAAUCACCCAACCUUUUUGUGCUUCUCUGAACUCACUUAUACAUUGAAUGUAAUUAUAACAACUGUGGGGAUGUGUUGAGAAUUAAGAAGUAGUACUGUAUAUGUAAAGUUUUCAGUAAUAGUCCCAGAAUUUACAAUAUGCUCAAUACAAAGUGGCUAGCAUUAUGUAAGUUUAUAUUUUGCAAGUUAUAAAGUACUUUGAUAUAUUCUCAUUAAAUCUGUAAAUCACCUCUGCAAAUGGUAAUAAAGCAGAUAUUUUUGUCCCCAUUUAAAAACUGAAGAAAUUAACAGUGGGAUGGUACCCUGGAAAGCGGUAGCAUUUCUGAUCUGUACUCUUUUUACAAAUGGAGCCCUUGGGAGGUGGGUAGGGCAAAAGGAGCUUUUUACUUAACAUUGUCUUAUUUCCAGUCUAAUUUUACCCUAUAGCAGAACCAGAUGGCUGAGAAUAUUCUGGAACUAUGGAUCUUGACCUCAAGGAUAUAUUAUUUUAUUCCAGGAAAGAUCAGGUAGGCUCAAAGAUGACAGGAUGCAGAGUCAAUCCAUAAACUAAGUAUUUAUAACUGUGUUCUAAAUUACACAGAGUCUAAAGAUAUGUCAACUACUUCAUUCCUGUAAAUACUCUUGUUAUAAAUAUGGCAAGAAAUAUAAGGACCAGGAUCAAUAAACUUCUUGAGGCUACUAUGAGUUUUGAGAAAUAAGGUUAGAAAAAGUAAGAAUGUUAACACUUAAGCAUAGACUAGAGCUUGCUUGGGUUUUUUCCUGCAUUAUAAGGUAAAAAUUUGCUCAUGUUUAUUUUUAUUUCGGCGUGGGAAAGCUUGCUUGGGAAAGCUUUGUGCUAUGAAUAGGCGCAUUUAAUAACGGUCAAAACAACACAAAGCAUAUAGAAAUAACUUUAAUU
Molecule: messenger RNA, 2453 nt
Organism: Sapajus apella (tufted capuchin)
Lineage: Eukaryota; Metazoa; Chordata; Mammalia; Primates; Cebidae
Gene: RPE
Product: ribulose-5-phosphate-3-epimerase
Exons: 6
Coding region: 94-780 (228 amino acids)
Biological process (GO): pentose-phosphate shunt; carbohydrate metabolic process; pentose-phosphate shunt, non-oxidative branch
Cellular component (GO): cytosol
Molecular function (GO): D-ribulose-phosphate 3-epimerase activity; metal ion binding
Source: RefSeq, a predicted model, not a curated record